GCCCCCCUUAAGCUCUCACAUUGUCCAAUCUUCGCCUCCCCCUCCAUCUCACUAUUCCAAUCACUCAAUUUCUCAUCUCCCACACUCUCAGUCCUCAAUUCUGAAUUUCCGAACCAUCAUUCUGCCCAGAUAAAAAUGCAAGCGUCGACUUGUGGUUCGGUUAGGGAGAACCUAGUGUUUGGGGUCAAAGUCCAACAGCAGAGAAAGGUAUUGGGUUUUGGCCAAGUGAGAAGAAAUCUGUGUAUGACUGAGAGGACCACCAGCAGCUUGGGUGGAUUGAAGCUCACUAUGGGAGCCAACCUUGGACGACAUGGAAUCGGGCUUGAUGGGAUUUCCAUGACCUCCUUGAAACCCAGAUCAGUCAGGGCUCAGGCUUCUGAUGGGGACAUUGAGAAUCUUGUUCCUCCCAAGCCUCAAGUCAAAUCAUCUGGAACAGUAUUACCAUAUGUUGGUGUUGCCUGUCUUGGAGCCAUUCUAUUUGGUUAUCAUCUUGGGGUGGUAAAUGGUGCUCUUGAGUACUUGUCCAAGGAUCUUGGUAUUGCUGAAAACGUUGCAAUAAAAGGGUGGGUGGUAAGCACACUUCUGGCCGGUGCCACAGUUGGAUCUUUCACCGGUGGGUCAUUGGCUGACAAGUUUGGGAGAACUAGGACUUUUCAACUUGAUGCAAUUCCACUCACGAUUGGAGCAUUUUUAUGUGCCACUGCACAGAGUGUUGAGCAAAUGAUAAUUGGGCGCUUACUUGCUGGCAUCGGAAUUGGCAUCUCAUCAGCAAUUGUCCCACUUUACAUUUCUGAGAUCUCCCCAACUGAAAUUCGAGGUGCACUUGGAUCUGUAAACCAGCUUUUUAUAUGUCUUGGAAUCCUUGGAGCACUGGUGGCUGGAUUACCUUUAUCAGCAAAUCCGUUAUGGUGGAGGACAAUGUUUGGCAUUGCUAUAGUUCCCUCUGUUCUAUUGGCUUUAGGAAUGGCUGUUUCACCCGAAAGUCCUAGAUGGCUCGUACAGCAAGGGAAAACUUCUCAAGCUGAAAAGGCUAUAAAAACAUUAUACGGAAAAGAGAGAGUAACUGAGGUGAUGCAUGACUUAACAUCAACAAGUCCUGGAUCUGCUGAACCAGAAGCAGGAUGGUUUGAUCUGUUUAGUAGCCGCUAUUGGAAAGUUGUGAGUGUUGGUGCGGCACUUUUCUUGUUCCAACAGUUAGCUGGGAUAAAUGCCGUGGUUUAUUAUUCCACUUCUGUAUUCCGCAGUGCUGGCAUAACGUCAGAUGUUGCAGCAAGUGCUCUUGUUGGAGCGGCAAAUGUCUUUGGUACGGCUGUUGCAUCGUCAUUGAUGGACAGACAGGGAAGGAAGAGCCUUCUCCUCAUAAGUUUUGGAGGAAUGGCUGCCUCAAUGUUGCUGCUUGCUUUGUCUUUUACCUGGAGUGUUUUAGCUCCAUAUUCCGGCACCUUUGCUGUUGCUGGGACUGUUCUCUAUGUAUUGUCCUUUUCGCUUGGUGCUGGCCCUGUACCUGCUCUUCUUCUGCCAGAGAUAUUUGCUUCAAGAAUCAGAGCAAAAGCAGUUUCUUUGUCAUUGGGCAUGCACUGGAUAUCAAACUUCGUCAUAGGCCUGUAUUUCUUGAGCUUUGUAACCAAGUUCGGGAUCAGCUCAGUGUAUCUGGGAUUCUCUGCUGUUUGUCUGCUUGCUGUCUUGUACAUAGCUGGUAAUGUUGUUGAAACUAAAGGGCGAUCGUUGGAGGACAUCGAGCGCGCCCUUAGCGUUCCAACUUGAUUUUAGUACAGUUUUUAUUUUGACCCGUGACUACAAGUAAAAUGUCAUGUUAAUAGUUCAACUGUCAAUAAAGAAUACUUUUUAUUUAUGAUGAUUUUGUUAUCUCAAGUAAGGCUGAACUACUUGUUUCUUUUUAAUGCAAUAACAUUCCAUGUCUUCUCCUUUC
Messenger RNA from Argentina anserina (silverweed cinquefoil), 1930 nucleotides. RefSeq names its product plastidic glucose transporter 4. The record is from RefSeq and is a predicted model, not a curated record. Gene Ontology annotation, cellular component: membrane. Bases 136 to 1764 code for a protein of 542 amino acids. Gene Ontology annotation, molecular function: carbohydrate:proton symporter activity. The transcript is spliced from 14 exons. Lineage: Eukaryota; Viridiplantae; Streptophyta; Magnoliopsida; Rosales; Rosaceae. Gene Ontology annotation, biological process: transmembrane transport; carbohydrate transport.